AUGUCAUUUGAUCUCGAUACGUCCAACAGUCUCAUGUCGUUAGUCUAUCCCAGCAUCCCGAUCGACGGGGAGUUGACUGGCAGUCAUGCCAGUGAAGAUGGGAAUCAUGACACUCAGAAGGAAUCUCCCUCUGUCAAGGACCCCAAAACCUACAAGGAGAUCAUGGCUUCGGUUUUGGACGCUUUCACUGACCAAGUGCCAGGGGCAUGUAUUGCACUUGAUCAGAGAAUUCCAGAAGGAGAGAUCUCUUUGAAGCCUCACCAAAAUAGGGAAGAAUCAAUGACUAGAGAAGUAAACAUGUCAAAUCCAAGCCUAUUGGAGGAACAGGACAUAAAGGAUGAAACUAAGAAGAACUCUCUUCUGUGGGAGAUAGCAGACCGUAAGGAUGGCCAGUUUGUCAUGAUAAAAUCGUUGAUUGCAGAGCAAUUUACUGCUUGGUCAAUAUUCAUCCAAGCUCUUACAAGAACCAAUGGACAUCCUAAUGACUCCAUGUCUCGAUGGGAAAAGUCUAUAGCUGAUUACAUCCUCUUUUCAAAUUAUCAAUCCCAUCAAGGCCACGAUUCUUGUAACGGAUGUACGCGUGAACGUACUUUACUCCAACCUUUCGAAACCCUUGUAAAUGAAGCUUCUAAAGUGAACAACGACUUGUCGGAUGGUCUGUGUGAUUCACAGUUGUUUGCGUACAGAGAUGCCGUGAAAAGCGCUGAGUGGUCAGCUUAUUUGGGACGUAGGCAACUCACUUUGAGCCAUGAGAUCAACAAGAAUAUCUCUUCUUUGGCUGAGAAGGGUUUGGACAACUAG
Molecule: messenger RNA, 801 nt
Organism: Tremella mesenterica DSM 1558
Lineage: Eukaryota; Fungi; Basidiomycota; Tremellomycetes; Tremellales; Tremellaceae
Exons: 2
Coding region: 1-801 (266 amino acids)
Source: RefSeq, a predicted model, not a curated record